Messenger RNA from Motacilla alba alba, 3160 nucleotides. It is a transcript of the gene EGR4, whose product is annotated as early growth response 4. The record is from RefSeq and is a predicted model, not a curated record. Gene Ontology annotation, biological process: regulation of transcription by RNA polymerase II. Gene Ontology annotation, molecular function: DNA-binding transcription factor activity, RNA polymerase II-specific; RNA polymerase II cis-regulatory region sequence-specific DNA binding. Bases 498 to 2486 code for a protein of 662 amino acids. Lineage: Eukaryota; Metazoa; Chordata; Aves; Passeriformes; Motacillidae. The transcript has 2 exons.
AGAGGAGCCCAGGGCAGGGGGAGGCAGAGCAAACCCCGCACCUUGGGCGCUUCGAGAAGGAGCAGGAGCAGCAAAAGGGAAAAAACAGCCCGGGGAGGAGGAGAGCCCGGGGAGAUGCGAACCCGGGAGAGGAGCAGCCCACGGCGGGCCGGCAGCCAAGGCUGCGGAGCCGGGCCCGGGGCCGCGGGGAUGCCCCGCAGCCUCCCGAGCAGCGGGAGCACAGGCUGCCGUGCGGGCUCGCUCCUGCGCUGCCGGGGCUCGCACACGCGUGUGCACACCCGGGCUCCGCGGCUGCGGGAGGGAUGCUGGGCACACGCGGCAGAGAUUUGUUAAAAAUAUCGCGAUUAUUAGUUAAAAAGGGAGAAGGAAGGGGGAAAAAAUGAAAAACAGAGCGAGAGAAAAGGGGGAGGGGAGGAGGGAAGGGGGAGGGAAGGGGCAUCGCGUCACGGGAGAGAUUUCCUUAUUGGGACUCCCUAGCCUACAUCCUGAGUCCAUGUAUGGGCAUUUACGUCACGGCAGCCUCACUGGGGACUCCAGAAAUGGCUGCGGCGGAAGGUCGGAGCAGCCCCGCUCCCGCUAUAAAGGGGGCGGCGGGGAGGGAGCUCCGGCUGUCCGCUCGGGCUGCGCCGCCGCCGGGCCCUGCCUGCCCCCCCCGGCCCCGCCCGGGCCCUGCCCCCGCAGCGCCCCCGCAGCGCCCGGGCCCCCCGCCCCGGCACCCCCCGCACCGCCCCAAGCACCCCAGGGCAUCGCCUGCGGGGUCCGCGGCACCUGCCCCGAGCAUCCCUGGCACCGGUCCGGGCUCCCCGAGCGUGGCCCGGCUCGUCCCCGAGCAUCCCUCGGAUCGGGGCGGGCACCCCGAGCGCUCCCGGCUCAUCCCGGGCUCGCCCGGAGCACCCCCCGCCUCGCCCCUGAGCACCCAGCGGCUGUCCCUGGGCAUUCCCCGGCUCACCCCGGGCGCCUCCCGGCUCUCCCCGAGCAUCCCCGGCUCGUCCCAGCCCGACCCCCCCGCUCCGGCCGCGUCUCCAGGGAAGAUGCUCAACGUUAUGGAUUUCUCCUGCCCGGAUCCGCUUUACUCCAAGUACGAGGAGAGCUGCGAGAUGAAAACCGGAGACCUGCAGGGCUUGGGGCAGCCUGAGCAGCAACUUCUGGCAGAGGCCGAUUUCCUUGGAGGUGAGCUGCUGGGUGUCCCCGGCAGCGGCGGGGCCGUGGAUUACUCCCUGCUGGGCAGCCAGCCCUCCCCUUCCCUCAGCUACACCGGCAGCUUCUUCAUCAAGGCGGUACCGGAGCACCCGCAGGACCAGGAAUCCCUCUUCAACCUGAUGUCGGGCAUCCUGGGCAUCUCCCCCUUCGCCUCCUCCGAGGGCCACCAGAGGCACCUGGACGCUCUUUACCCCUGUGCCGAGGCGGCUCAGAGCCAGCUGGACCUGUACUCGUCGUGCCAGCCCGAGAUGAGCGGCUCCAGCCCGGCCCCGUUCCCGGAGCCGAGCUACGGCGCCUUCCCCGCGGCCGAGGGCGCCCAGCCCCUGCCGGGAAACACCUCGCAGUGCUUCUUCCAGCCCAAGCUCCUGGACAGCAAGCAGGACAUCAAGCUGUCCUCCGGCUCUCCGCCCCUGGACAAGUUCAAGGCCACCUGUGCCCAGUGGGAGCCCCUCUCCCAGCAGCACCAGGCCUACUUGCCCGCCGGCUUCCACUCUCCCGAGGGCUUCCCGGCCACCGAGAGCGGCCAGGGGCUGUUCCCCCCGCUGGGCUCCAAGAUGGAGAGCGUCUUGUCCGUCAGCUGCCAGCCGGAGCUGGGCAGCCUGGCAGAGGACGCCGCCUGCUUUGGAGCCCAUCUGGGCUUCGGCUGCGAGCCAGAGAACUUCCCGGCCCGCGGGGACUUCGCCGACAGCAAGAUCCACGCCCUGCCCGCGCCGCUGCUGCCGGACUUCGACGCCUCCUUGGCCCAGCCCGAGGUCCUGCCGGGCCUGAUGAGCUCCGCCGAGCUCCUCCACCCUCACCCCUCUCCUUCCGUGCCCCCCGCGGACUUCCUGGGCCACGCCACGGCCCCGUCGCUGCCCUCCCUGCUGCCCCCCAACCCCGCCGCGCCGGCCGAGCCCAAGAAGAAGGCGCGGCGCAGCAAGUGCUCCUCCAAGUGCUUCUGCCCCAAGCCCCACGAGAAGGCGUUCGCCUGCCCGGUGGAGAACUGCGUCCGCAGCUUCGCCCGCUCCGACGAGCUCAACCGGCACCUGCGCAUCCACACGGGCCACAAGCCCUUCCAGUGCCGCAUCUGCCUGCGCAACUUCAGCCGCAGCGACCACCUGACCACGCACAUCCGCACGCACACGGGCGAGAAGCCCUUCUCCUGCGACACCUGCGGCCGCCGCUUCGCCCGCUCCGACGAGAAGAAGCGCCACAGCAAGGUGCACCUCAAGCAGAAGGCGCGCAGCGAGGAGAAGCUCAAGGGCCUGGGCUUCUUCUCCGUGGGGCUCUCCUUCGGGACACUCUGAGCCCGCGGCCUGGGCGCUGCCAGGCGGCGUUCCCGAGGUGCCCCGAGCGUCUCACCGGAGAGCCGGGGUGGGAGCUCGCUCCCGCUGGUCCCGAGGCGGGCGGCGGAGCCGGGCGGGCCCCAGGGCGGCCCGCGGGAGGCGAGGCAGGCGACGCCGCGGGGACGGAGCGCGGCAGCCCCGGGAGCCACCCGAGCCCGGGACUGAGCCACCCUGCAGCUCCCGUUCCGAGGAGGGCGAAGGAGAGCCCGUGUACAGACAGACAGACAGACAGACAGAAAUCACCGCCGAGGGGGGUGCGUUGGACACUCGGCGUUGGGAGCGCCCGGCUGUGGUUUCCCGAGGCAGCGCUUCCCAGGAUGUUCCUGCCUGGAGAUUUUCCGGUCGGGGCUGCGGCUGCUCCCGUCCUUUCUCCCCAGGGAGGGAGAGAGACCCCACUGGGCUCUGGAAACUGGUGCUAACAGGCCCUUGGGAAAGGUGAUUUCAUUAUUAUUAUUAUUAUUAUUAUUAUUAUUAUUAUUAUUAUUAUUAUUAUUAUUAUUAUGUUUGUAAAAAGAAAAGGCCUCUAGCAGGAAUAUUUCAGAUUUGUGUCUAUUUUUCUAAUUAAAGAUUUGAGCUGACCCAAGCCCUCCGAGCUGAGGUUGCUCUUGGCCUUUCCAUCCUGUAUUUCCGUUGGG